Molecule: messenger RNA, 1355 nt
Organism: Physeter macrocephalus (sperm whale)
Lineage: Eukaryota; Metazoa; Chordata; Mammalia; Artiodactyla; Physeteridae
Gene: SPAG7
Product: sperm associated antigen 7
Exons: 7
Coding region: 353-1036 (227 amino acids)
Molecular function (GO): nucleic acid binding
Source: RefSeq, a predicted model, not a curated record
UACAGAGUAUAGUGAAGAAUCUAUUUAAGGCGCCGCAGGGAGGGCUGCACGGCCGGGCUUGUGGCUCCAGGCGCGGCGGGGGCCUCCUGCCGGCUCCACGAGCACUUUCUACUUGUGCAUGGGCUUGGUUUCUACGAAUUGCCAUUAAACAUCGCUGCACCAGCCAGCCUCCGGCCUCUGUCUGCGGGGGGCGGGGCCUCGGCCGGCGGGAGGCUGCGGGCGCGCUGGGCAGGGAUCUAAGCCGCGCCGGGCGGGGCGGUUGCGUGGUUUUCCGCCUCCGACGUGUUUCCGGCCUUAAAGGCAUUUUGCCCUUCCCUUUAAGACGCGCCGCCCCCUCUCAGUCACUCCCAAGAUGGCGGACCUACUGGGCUCCAUCCUGAGCUCCAUGGAGAAGCCACCCAGCCUCGGUGACCAGGAGACUCGGCGCAAGGCCCGAGAGCAGGCAGCCCGCCUGAAGAAACUACAGGAGCAAGAGAAACAGCAGAAAGUGGAGUUUCGUAAACGGAUGGAGAAAGAGGUCUCAGAUUUCAUCCAAGACAGUGGGCAGAUCAAGAAAAAGUUUCAGCCGAUGAACAAGAUAGAGAGGAGCAUACUACAUGAUGUGGUGGAAGUGGCUGGCCUGACAUCCUUCUCCUUUGGGGAAGAUGACGAAUGUCGUUAUGUCAUGAUCUUCAAAAAGGAGUUUGCACCCUCAGAUGAAGAGCUGGACUCCUACCGUCGUGGCGAGGAGUGGGACCCCCAGAAGGCUGAGGAGAAACGGAGGCUGAAGGAGCUGGCCCAGCGGCAGGAGGAGGAGGCAGCCCAGCAGGGACCUGUGGUGGUGAGCCCUGCCAGCGACUACAAGGACAAGUACAGCCACCUCAUUGGGAAGGGGGCAGCCAAGGAUGCGGCCCACAUGCUUCAGGCCAACAAGACCUACGGCUGUGUGCCUGUGGCCAACAAGAGGGACACACGCUCCAUUGAAGAGGCCAUGAAUGAGAUCCGGGCCAAGAAGCGUCUGCGGCAGAGCGGGGAAGAGUUGCCACCUACCUCCUAGACACCCCAGCUCCCUGGGGCAGGGCAGAGGGCAGGGAGGGACGAGGCUGCUAUUAGAACCCAUCCUGGAGCCCCACCUCUGAAGCACCUCCUAACAGCUGUCACUCAGGCUGGGGGAAGCAGGUGUUUGAUUUGUCACUGUUGGAGCUUGGAUGUGUGUGUGUGUGUGUGUGUGUGUGUGGGGUGUGUGUGUGUGUGUGUGUGUGUGUGUGUGUGUGUGUGUGUGUGUGUACAGGUGGGUAUUUAAUCUGUUCUCCCUGGAAUUUUCUUCCCCGUGGGGCUGGGGUUACUUUACAUUCAAUAAACACUGUUUGACCCAA